CAGCAUUGUGUUUGGAUCCAGAAAAUUAUUGCCUAGGACUGAAAAGUUCAAGUUUUAAUGAGUUUCUAAUACACGAAAAAGAUAGAAAUGGAUUUUCCUACCACGUCUUCACACUUUGAGGACGCGAUUUUUGAAGGAAACCUUUUACACGAGGACUUCAUCGAACUUUCCAAUAAAAUAAAUAAUAAAAAAGAUAAGGCUCUUGAAUUUGAGACAAAUCCUGUGCCUCCUGAUAAAGAUGAGCUAAUUCGACGCAUUGAGGAUGUUACUUUAAAAAUUAUUGAAGACUUGUCUAAUGACAAAUCACCAGUUUUAAAACUACGUGUCACUAAUUGGAACAAUUGCAAUUACGAAAAUGAUAUAGUUAAUAUGAAACCUGUACCAGAAGCACAAAUUGGUCAAGUUUGUUUCGGCGUGGCUCGCAGUGAACGUAAAUUUACUGUGAUUGUCUAUAUUUUGUCUAAAAUUUAUAGAAUGUUACAAAGUGGAGGGACGUGCACAAAGAGAGAGAUGUAUUACCAAAACGUGCCAUUGUUUCAAAAUCAAAAAGUUGUGGACAGUGCAAUUCGCGAUAUUUGCAGUAUUCUUGAUGCUCCCAGUUGGUCUCUAGGAGUUAAUGCGACCUCUAAAGGAUUAAUUGCAGGGGAUUUGACCAUUACCACGUCUGACGGAAAGGAACUGAUAUGCUCUAACGUCGGCGGAAUUAUGCUUCCGCAGAACGUCUUUGGCAUACAAUUCAUAAAAUCCUCAGCCAAGUUUGUCUUAGUUAUCGAAAAGGAUGCAACUUUCCAAAAACUUUUGAACGAUGAAGCUCCUCGUAAAUUGGGACCUUGUAUUUUGAUAACGGGUAAAGGUUUUCCUGACGUAAGUACCAGAGUGAUGGUCAAACGUCUCUGCAAAGAUUUGCAGAUUCCAAUUUAUGCCUUGGUAGAUGCGGAUCCACAUGGCAUCGAGAUAAUGUGCACAUAUAGAUUCGGAUCAUUGGCUAUGUCGCAUCAAUCCGACUAUCUAGCCGUUCCCUCUAUCCGCUGGCUGGGCGUACAACCUUCGGAUGUCGAAACCCUGGCGGUUCCUAUGUUACCAAUUACUGUGGACGACCUAUCGAAGUUACGAACUCUGAGAUCACGAUAUUAUAUUCAAAAUAAUCCCGAAUUGCUGAAACAAAUCGACAUUAUGGUAUCUACUAACUGUAAAGCGGAAAUUGAAGGUGUCGAUUGUUUGUCCAAUUCUUAUUUGACGGAUGUCUAUUUACCCAGUAAAAUAUUUCAUAGCGAUUUCAUAUGAAUGACACGAAACUAUUGCAUUUAUCAAAACUAUAUACACCCUUGUUUUUUCUUUCUUGGCCCUUUUCACUCGUAAAUUGUCACAAUGUGAAGUAUUUUGCCGCCAGUACGGCAGCAUAUGAGUUGAAAGAGUUAAUUGCAUUUCAUUUGAUAUUUUAUUGUUAAUAAUAUAUAUUCAUUCAUUUAUUGUAAAUAAUAUAUAUUUACCCAUAUGUUCAAAAGCACAACAAUUUUAUUUAUUAAAAUACAUAAAACUUUACGAAAUUUCAAGGAGUUAAAAAACAACUCUUUAAAAAACAUAUCAAAAUAGAAUAGUUAAAACUAAUAUAAA
Molecule: messenger RNA, 1614 nt
Organism: Ctenocephalides felis (cat flea)
Lineage: Eukaryota; Metazoa; Arthropoda; Insecta; Siphonaptera; Pulicidae
Product: meiotic recombination protein SPO11-like
Exons: 7
Coding region: 88-1284 (398 amino acids)
Biological process (GO): reciprocal meiotic recombination; meiotic DNA double-strand break processing; meiotic DNA double-strand break formation
Cellular component (GO): nuclear chromosome
Molecular function (GO): DNA binding; ATP binding; DNA topoisomerase type II (double strand cut, ATP-hydrolyzing) activity
Source: RefSeq, a predicted model, not a curated record